Baudoinia panamericana UAMH 10762 is the source of this 1083-nucleotide messenger RNA. RefSeq lists its product as uncharacterized. Gene Ontology annotation, cellular component: endoplasmic reticulum membrane. Bases 1 to 1083 code for a protein of 360 amino acids. Gene Ontology annotation, biological process: sphingolipid biosynthetic process. Gene Ontology annotation, molecular function: 3-dehydrosphinganine reductase activity. The transcript is spliced from 3 exons. The record is from RefSeq and is a predicted model, not a curated record. Lineage: Eukaryota; Fungi; Ascomycota; Dothideomycetes; Mycosphaerellales; Teratosphaeriaceae.
AUGGCACUGGGUCUCUUCUGGGCGUCGGUGUGCCUGACAAUUUUCGUGUUGAUACUCUCGCUCGACAUCAUGGGCUUCCUCUCAGGGAAGAAUCACUUCGACGUGGAUGGCAGGGCUGUAGUCAUCACUGGUGGCUCGCAAGGUAUGGGCCGAGGACUUGGGAAGCUGCUGGCGCAGAAAGGUGCGAACGUAGUUAUUGUGGCUCGAAACCAGCAAAAGCUGGAGGAUGCGUUGAAGUACAUAUCUUCUGCCGCCAGGAACCCACAGUCCCAGCGCUUCCAUGCCAUCAGCGCAGACGUGACAAAGCACAACGAGAAUGUUCGCAUCCUCGCUGAAGUCUCAGCAUGGAACAACGGCAACCCGCCCGACAUCGUCUGGGCAAACGCUGGCUCAUCGCAUCCUACGCUCUUCAUUGAUACUAACAUCGAGACGCUGAAAGACCAGAUGGACAUCAACUACUGGGCAGCAACCUAUCUCGCCCACGCUACCUUGAAAGCGUGGCUAAAGCCGUCGAAAUCUGAGACCAUAGACGUGAAGAACGCAAAGCAUGCAAAGCCAAGACAUUUCAUCAUGACUUCUUCGACGCUAUGCUUCGCCGGAGUUGCAGGUUACGCGCCAUACAGUCCUGCUAAGUCCGCGCUCCGUUCGCUGGCAGACACUCUCCGGAGCGAGCUGAAUCUGUACAAUGGAUACCGGCGAACUCAUCCUGAGGAAGGCCCAGCAACGGAUGUUCGAAUCCACUGCGUCGUCCCAGGCACCAUCAAAUCACCGGGCCUGGAACAUGAAAACAGCAUGAAACACCCUGUCACUAAGCUUCUCGAAGAAGGAGAUCCAGCGCAAACAGAGGAUGAAGUGGCUGUCGCUGCCGUGCGAGGGCUGGAGAAGGGUGGUUUCUUGAUUACCACGCAAUUUCUGGGUCACGCCAUGAGGGCUGGCGCAUUGGGUGGCAGUCCUAGAAACAACUGGCUUGUCGACACUGCGUUUGCUUGGGUGGUGAACCUUGCGUGGUUGUUUAUCGGUCCUGACCUGGAGGGUAAGGUGUUUAAGCACGGUCAAAAGCAUCGGGUUCAGUUGCCAUCAUGA